AUGGCCGACUUCAUCCCUCCAUCUGGGCCUCCACCGCCCAAGGUGCCCGAGGGUUGGAAAGCUCAAUGGAACGAUCAGUACAAGGAAUGGUUCUACGUAAACAUCCACACCAAGCAAUCCACCUGGGACCGCCCCAACUCCCCCGUCUACCCCACCGCCGCCGGCGCCCCGCCCGGCCCACCACCCUCCUACCCCGGCGCAGGCAACACCACCGCCGGCGGCAGCUCCACCUACCCCGCCGGCGCGGGUGCAAACACCUACCCGCCCGAAAAGGGUCUCGGCUCCAACAACCCCUACGGCGGCCCCCAAGGCGCCUCCUCGCACCAGGACCUCGACGAAGACGCCCGCUACGCCCAACAGCUCCAGGCGGAAGAAGACGCCCGCGCCCGCGCCGCGGGCCGUCCCACGAGCUCCGAGGCGUUGGACCGCGGCGAGAGCGACAGCUACUACCAAGGCGGGGCGCAGCAGGGCGGGGCGUACGGCCAAGGGCAAGGGCAGUCGCCGAGCUACGACGCGCAGCAACUGCCGCCGCGCGACGCGGGCAAAAAGGGCGGCCUUGGCGGCUUCCUGUCGAAGCUGGGCGGGAGGCACAACCAGCCUCAGCAGUCGCCGUACGGGCAGCAGGGGGGCUACGGUCAGCAGGCGUACGGUGGGCAGCAGCAGGGUUAUGGGCAGCAGCAGCAGGGGUACGGCGGCCCUCAGUACGGAGGGUAUCAGCAGCAGGGGUACGGAGGCGGAUAUGGAGGACCGCCUCAGGGCGGGUAUGGUGGGUAUCAGCAGCAGCAGCAGGCUCCGGCGAAGAGACAUGGGCUUGGGGCCGGUGGGGGAGCGGCGUUGGGGUUGGGAGGAGGAUUGCUGGGUGGGAUGCUGCUUGGUGAAGCGAUGGAUGGGGGUGAUGGAGGUGGUGAUGGAGGUGGUGAUGGGGGCGACGGGGGUGGGGGUGAUGGAGGUGGAGGUGGAGGUGAUGAUGGUGGAGGAGGAGGGGGAGACUUCUAA
This is a messenger RNA of Letharia lupina, 996 nucleotides long. RefSeq lists its product as uncharacterized. Bases 1 to 996 code for a protein of 331 amino acids. The transcript has 2 exons. NCBI's taxonomy places the organism in Eukaryota, Fungi, Ascomycota, Lecanoromycetes, Lecanorales, Parmeliaceae. Gene Ontology annotation, molecular function: protein binding. The record is from RefSeq and is a predicted model, not a curated record.